Messenger RNA from Ochotona princeps (American pika), 2714 nucleotides. It is a transcript of the gene CEP95, whose product is annotated as centrosomal protein 95. Lineage: Eukaryota; Metazoa; Chordata; Mammalia; Lagomorpha; Ochotonidae. Gene Ontology annotation, cellular component: spindle pole; centrosome. The record is from RefSeq and is a predicted model, not a curated record. The coding region runs from base 141 to 2600 and encodes 819 amino acids. The transcript has 20 exons.
GUUGUAACGUCCCUCCUUCCCUGCGCUAGGGUGGGCGGCGGCGCCGGGACUUCGCGGUGCGACCCUUCCGGGACGCCGUCCACCAGCACCCCGCCCUCGCGCGGACGCCUGGGAGUCCGGCGGCGCCUUCCGUUCGCGCAAUGGCCGCGUCCGAGGCCGAGUGGAUAACCAUUGCCAAUAACCUCCUCUCUAAGUGUCACAUACACCUGAGGAUACAUGAGCUUGAAGAUUGCGAUGCCAAUGUUUUUAUUGCUCUUUAUCAAUCCAUUCUGGGAGAAAAGGUACCAGACCUCAUAGCCAUCCCCAGGAGUCAGGAGGAUGACGCCCACAAUGUGCAGGCUGUGAUCGAUUCUCUGGCCUUGGAUUACCUGCAGGUCAGCCUGUCUCACAUAACAGGAGAAAAUAUAGUGAAAGGAGAUAAAGAAUCAAUUAAGAAUCUCCUAGAAAUAUUUGAUGGAUUGCUGGAGUAUCUUACGGAGCACAUCAGUGAAACAUCUCAUGAGAGAAGUGAAACUGAGCAGUAUUUUAAAGAAUCCCAUCAAGGACAGCCUUUGGAAGAUCUAGAAAGUUCUAAGGAAUCCAAAUCAUCAUCAAAGAAAGUCUCUUUUGAAAGGUGCUCGUCAUCUGAGGCACGGGGCCCCUCUUGGGAUGAAGAUGAAGCAGAGUCCACGGGUGAAAUAAUUAGACUUGGAGACACAGCACACACCUUUUCUCUAAGAAGUAAUGGGAACCAACGGCCCAAUGAAAUUCCGUCUAAAAAGGCCUCAACACCAACUUCAAAAUCACUUGAUGACAUCUUGGAUCCUCCCUCAUCUCGUUUUCUGUUGAAGAACAGGCCGUCUUUUGUUGCAGGCGCAGAAUCCCCUUCUGUGAGUGUGGCUCCAAGUGCUAGGAAGCUGGGGGAACCAAUCCGAGCAGCUAUUCCCUUACAAGCACCCUACCACCCUUCAGAGCCUCGAGCACCCUGCCCUAUCGGGAGAGACUACUGGAGAUCAAGUCACUGCUCCCCUGCUGCCACCUCUGCAGGGGAGCACGCGGCGUCCUCUGUGGAUCCAGACGAUAGAGUUUUGAUAACUUCCCAGUUGCCUGAAGAUGGCACACAGGAAAUGCACCCGACUCAGGUCCAGGACCCGAGGACAAGGAAGCUUCCCAAAGGAAAAAGAAGUGAAGACAGAGCUGCAGCCUCUCCCAGGGAUUCGUCGUUCUCCCACAGGCCUAGACAGAGGUUAACAGAGCAAGAAUUACAUGAAGUAUCCAAGAAGCUCUCUCAGCGGCUCGCUGAACUAGACUGGAUGUUAAAAAGUGCCUUGGGUGAUCGAAUUAAAGGAAAAGCAACUCAAGAAGAAGACAGUGGAAGUGAAACAGCAGAGAGCGGCAGAGAGGAGACCCUGUCCCGGCACAGUGACAGCGUCAUGGAGUAUGGACCCAGGAAGCGGAGGCCAGGGCCAUCUGCGCACAGGAAGCCUCCUCACAGAUCCCACUCACUCUCUCCGUCCCCAGUGAAUAAGCACAAGCAGCUCCAUUUAGAGAGGAGAAAGCACAAGCCGAAAGAAACAGCGGUCUGCCAAACACGAGCCAAGGCACUAAGUGAAGCAUUUGAAAGGGAACUGAGAAGAAAUAAAGUUCAAGAGAAUGUUGGAUCUCUAAGGAUAAAUGAGGAGGAGGAGGAGGAAACAGAAGAAACACCCAGAGAAGCUGUUCAUAAAGGAACUCUAAAACAUACUCAGCCCUGGAAGACUUACUCCGGAAAAACCACAGCUCCAAGUCCAAGAGGUGGCUUCCCAAAGCCAAAUAAAGUUGUUCCAAUGAAGGUGAAUGAGUGCAGUCUCCUGCCCCUUAUGCUGGAGCAGUUCCCAUUCCUCUGUGUGUCUGGCCCUACACUAAGCAAAAUGUGGAAGCAACAAAUCACACAGGUUGAACAGCUCAGAAAAGAUGUAUGCAGAGAAAACCGAUCGAAGAAGAAACUCCAGGAUGAGAUAGAAGCAGCCCUGAGAAGGCAUGACCUCCUCACUGCGCUUGUCAAGAAAGAAUAUGAACACAACAAGAGACUGCAAGAGUUCAAGGACCGCAUUCACAGACAAAGGUUGACACAAUCAAAGAUUAAAGAAAACCGCCAGCAAAUUGUUCGUGCCCGGAAAUAUUAUGAUGAUUACAGAGUUCAGUUGCGUGCAAAAAUGAUGAGAAUGAGGACCCGGGAAGAAAUGAUCUUUAAGAAACUGUUUGAAGAAGGUUUACAAAUUCAGAAGCAAAGAUUACGAGACCUAAGAAACUAUGCUAAAGAAAAGCGGGAUGAAGAGAAGAGAGAGCACCAGAAUGAACUGGACUCGCUGGAGAACUACUACAGGGACCAGUUUUCAUUACUGGCAGAAGCCAUAUCGCAGGAACGUCAGGAACUUAAAGCCAGAGAGAAAUCCCAGGCCCAGAUGCUGCAUAAUGCAAAGAGGGAGCUGAGAGCGAAGAUGGAGCGGGAGAUCCAGCAACUGCAGCACAGGAUAACACAGGAUGACGAUGACGCCUUCUUCCGGGAACUGGAAGCUGAGCGCUUCCGAUCGCGGCUGCAGCUGGCUUCCUUUCAGUACAGUAAGAGUCCCUUCCCUUGAGACCUUCACCAGGACAGAGCUAGAACCAAGUUCAACAGUCUCUACCCGAAGAAUCAUUUUUAAAAGUUUUAUGUAUUCAAUUACUUUUUAAAAAUGACCUUUUUAAAAUAAAAA